Vollenhovia emeryi is the source of this 3610-nucleotide messenger RNA. RefSeq lists its product as uncharacterized. NCBI's taxonomy places the organism in Eukaryota, Metazoa, Arthropoda, Insecta, Hymenoptera, Formicidae. The transcript has 21 exons. Bases 16 to 3264 code for a protein of 1082 amino acids. Gene Ontology annotation, molecular function: iron ion binding; monooxygenase activity; oxidoreductase activity, acting on paired donors, with incorporation or reduction of molecular oxygen. The record is from RefSeq and is a predicted model, not a curated record.
UGUCUCGUCCCGAUAAUGCUGUGUCACAAUCAGUUAAACAGCGUCGUCACGGACUCAUCUCUGGUCGAGUCAAUCGGUCCUCUUUAUGUCAGGCUUCAUUUAGAGAUUUACCGAUUGUCAAAAAUUAGAGGAUUGAUUUCGAUGUUGGGCUGUACUAUAUUUGCGAUUACGAGGUGUUCACAGAUUACGAGAAUGGAUUUCAUCACUUUGGCUCUGUGGACUCUCUGCAUUGUUCUGAUUUUCACAAUUUUGUCGAUAGUGCAUCAUCAAUAUGUCAUUCGACAGAAACUUAAAAACUUUCCACAAACCGGCGGAUAUCCUUUUAUCGGCAAGAUAUUUGAGGUCAUAAAUAUGUCGGACUACGAACGCAUAAAAUGGGUUGUAUCGUUCAUGUACAAGUGUAAGGAAGGAAUAUUCGUACAUUGGCUUGGAGCCCGGCCUUUUAUUGUUGUGUUUAAGCCAGAAUAUUUAGAGCAUAUUUUUCCUAGCACUGUCAACAUCGCAAAAGGUGAUACUUAUAAUCUCUUCAAACCUUGGUUGGGCAACGGACUUCUGACCUCUUCAGGAAAACAGUGGUUUCACGAUAGAAAACUCAUCGGACCAACGUUUCACUUGAGUAUAUUAGAUCAAUUUGCUGUGGUUCUAUCUGAAAAAGCAGAGAUCUUAACAAUGUGCCUCGAAAGAGAGAUGGAAAAACAUCCAGGGGAAGCCAUUGAUAUUUUCCCUUUUGUUAUCAAUGCUGCUCUCGAUAUUAUUUGUGAAACAGCAAUGGGUGUGAAUAUACAUGCUCAAGAAACCGUUACGGAAUAUACUUCAGCAGUACAUAAGGCCUCCGCAUUAUUAAUAAACCGAUUUUUUCGACCGUGGUAUUGGAUUGAUUUGUUGUACUAUUCACUGCCUGCAGGAAAGGAAUUUCAAUCAGUUCUUAAUCAAUUGCAUGGAUUUACAAAUAGGGUGAUAAGUAAGAAAAAGGCUGAACGACAAUCGCAUAACUGUACAGAAGUAGAAAACGAAGAUGAUGAAUUUAACAUAGGUAAAAAGAAGAGGAAAGCGUUCCUAGAUCUAUUAUUAGACCAGAAUGCCAAAGCUGACACUCCUUUGACCGAUAAUGAGUUGAGAGCACACGUUGACACAUUCAUGUUUGGCGGACACGACACAACUGCGGUCGCGAUAACCUGGGCACUUUUUCUUUUGGGCAAUAAUCUCGAGCACCAAGACAAAGUUCACGAAGAACUCGAGGAGGUUUUCAGAGAUUCUCAAGCACCAGCUACUGUAAAAGAAUUGUCGCAGCUAAAGUAUCUCGACAGAGUUAUAAAGGAGGCCCUCCGAUUAUUUCCAAGUGCACCUUUCGUCGGAAGGGAAUUAUUGGAAGAAGUAAAACUGGAUAAUUACACAAUUCCGAAGGAUGUCACAGUCGGAUUGUCAAUCUUUUUAACACACCGAAAUCCAGAGGUCUGGCCGGACCCAACAAAGUUCGAUCCAGACCGCUUCCUUCCAGAAAACUCAAAGAAGAGGAACCCAUAUGCCUACGUUCCAUUCAGCGCUGGACCGAGAAACUGUAUAGGCCAGAGAUUCGCUUUACUUGAAAGCAAAAUUGUGUUGACUGCUAUUUUGAGGAAGUGGAGGGUAAAGAGCGUGAAAACGCUUAACACAAUUAAGUACGGUGUCUCUGUCAUUUUAAAACCGAGCGAGGAAGUUCACAUACAUUUCACUCCAAAGAAAAUUACGAGAAUGGAUUUUAUCUGUUUGGCUCUGUGGACUUUUUGCAUUGUUCUGAUUUUCACAAUUUUGUCGAUAGUGCAUCAUCAAUAUGUCAUUCGACAGAAACUUAAAAACUUUCCACAAACCGGUGGAUAUCCUUUUAUCGGCAAGAUAUUUGAGCUCAUAAAUAUGUCGGAGUACGAACGCCUAAAAUGGGUUGUAUCGUUCAUGUACAAGUGUAAGGAAGGAAUAUUCGUACAAUGGAUUGGAGCUACGCCUUUUAUUGAUGUGUUUAAGCCAGAAUAUUUACAGCAUAUUUUUCCUAGCACUGUCAACAUUGAUAAAGCAGAUAUUUAUAAUUUCUUUAAACCUUGGUUGGGCAAUGGAAUUUUCAUCUCUUCAGGAAAACAGUGGUUCCACGAUAGAAAAAACAUCGGUCCAACGUUUCACUUUAGUAUAUUAGAUCAAUUUGCUGUGGUUAUAUCUGAAAAAGCAGAGAUCCUAACAAAGUGUCUCGAUAGAGAGAUAGAAAAAGAUCCAGGGAAAGCCAUUGAUAUUUACCCUUUUGUUACUAAUGCUGCUCUCGAUGUUAUUUGUGAAACAGCAAUGGGUGUGAAUAUACAUGCUCAAGAAACCGUUACGGAAUAUAUUUCAACAGUACAUAAAAUUUCCGGGUUAAUAGUAGAUCGAGUAUAUCGACCGUGGUAUUGGAUUGAUUGGUUGUACUAUUUACUGCCCGCAGGAAAGGAAUUUAAAUCAGCCCUUAAUAUAUUGCAUGAAUUCACGAGUAAGGUGAUAAGCAAGAAAAAGGCUGAACGACAAUCGCACAACUACACAGAACCUGAAAAUGAAGAUGAUGAACUUAACAUUGGUAAAAAGAAGAGGAAAGCGUUCCUAGAUCUAUUAUUAGAGCAGAAUGCGAAAGCUGACACUCCUUUAACCGAUGAUGAGUUGAGAUCACACGUCGACACAAUCAUGUUUGCGGGUCACGAUACAAUCGCUGUUACGAUAACCUGGACAUUGUUUCUCUUGGGUAAUAAUCUUCACCAUCAAGAAAUAGUUCACAAAGAGAUUGAUGAGGUUUUAAAAAAUUCGGAGGCACAAGCUAGUGUAAAAGAAUUGUCGCAACUAAAGUAUCUCGACAGAGUCAUAAAAGAGGCGCUCCGUUUAUAUCCAAGUGCACCUUUCGUCUUAAGAAAAUUAGUGGAAGAAGUUAAACUGGAUAAUUACACGAUUCCGAAAGAUGUCACAAUCAGAUUGGCAAUCUAUUUAACACACCGUAACCCGGAGGUCUGGCCGGACCCAAUGAAGUUCGAUCCGGAUCGCUUCCUUCCAGAAAACUCAAAGGAUAGGAAUCCGUAUGCUUACAUUCCAUUCAGCGCUGGACCGAGAAACUGUAUAGGCCAGAGAUUCGCUUUACUUGAAGACAAAAUUAUGUUGACUGCUAUUCUGAGGAAGUGGAGAGUGAAGAGCGUGAAAACGCUUGACACAAUUAAGUAUGGUGGCUCUGUCACUUUACAACCGAGUGAGGAAGUACACAUGCAUUUCACUCCAAAGAAAUAAACAGUUCGUUAGCAAAUACAGUGUCUCCAUAAAGCGGGGACAUGUAGAGCAGGUAAAAAUAAUCCCAAAAGUGUCUGGUAUUUUUACGCUCUUGUAAGGAGACAUUUGUUUUUAAAUUGAAAAACCCGUCCUAUCCUCGACUGAAAAUAAAGAGGAAGGAAGGAGAACGUCGUAUUUACAUAACAAGCUUAGCAGGAAAGCGAUAAUAGUGCAGAUGUUGCAAAAAAUUAUAUUAUACUAAAGCGUGAUAGUUGCGAUAAAGAUGUCACGAAAACUAUGUAUGAUAUAUCUCAAUGCGUAUAUGUAUAGCUGAUAAAAAUAAAAAUUACACUUUUACAUUGUCCCA